Scylla paramamosain (green mud crab) is the source of this 1088-nucleotide messenger RNA. Its product is annotated as gamma-interferon-inducible lysosomal thiol reductase-like. Lineage: Eukaryota; Metazoa; Arthropoda; Malacostraca; Decapoda; Portunidae. The transcript is spliced from 5 exons. Gene Ontology annotation, molecular function: oxidoreductase activity, acting on a sulfur group of donors, disulfide as acceptor. The record is from RefSeq and is a predicted model, not a curated record. Bases 112 to 798 code for a protein of 228 amino acids.
CAGCGGGGCGAAGUACAGACGAACAGUCAUGCGAGGUAUAUAUAAGUGGCGAGUGCCAUCAGCGGGGGUUGGUCACUUGUCCUCCGUUCAGAGUAACAGUAACACACCACCAUGAUGCCACCGCUGCUGCUGGCACUCCUGAGCUUGGCUCGGCUCACAGCCGCCGCCGACCCGGUGAAGGUGUCGGUGUAUUACGAGACGCUGUGUCCCGACAGUGAAAAGUUCGUCAUCACGCAGCUGUACCCGGUGUACCAGGAGCUUAAGGACAUCAUGCUUCUCGAUGUCAACGCCUAUGGGAAAGCGGAGGACUAUGCCAUCGGAGAUUCCUACAUCUUCGUAUGCCAGCACGGCCCCGAUGAGUGCGAGGGCAACAUGAUGAUCGCUUGCGCCAAGAAGCUGAUCCAGAGCGAAGACUUGUUCAUGGCCUUCACUAACUGCGUCAUGACGGUGUUCACGGCCGCCGCUGCUGGCCCGCAGUGCGCCGAGAAGCACGGGAUUGACUUCGCCCCGAUCCAGCGGUGCUACGCGUCAUCAGAGGGGCGCCGCCUGCUUCACGAGGUGGGCGUCAAGCAGAGAACCGCCGCCCCAGACCUCCACUACGUACCCUGGAUCAUGAUCAAUGACGCCUACACCGACAACCAACAGACAGAGGCGGAGAAGGACCUCAAGAAAGUGGUGUGCGAUGCUUACAAGGGGGAGAAGCCUGCUGCGUGUGGCGGGGGAAGGGGUAUAUACAGCUGGCGCCCCUAUGGCUCCCAUGGCUUUUGGAAUUGGUUCACUAGGUACUAUAAUAACUAGUGCUACAUCACACCCACCCGGAGAGCCUCACUUCCCAUCACUGCCGCCGCCAAGGAACCCCGAGACCACUUGACGAUGGCCAACAUAAAGAAGUGAUGGGAAGUGUUACAGGAUGUUGCUGGUGAUAAGGAUGUUGAUAAUAAUAAUGAGAGAAUGAUAAUGAGAACGUGUUGUUGGAUGCUGAUGAUGAUAAUGAUAAUGGAAGAGUUGUAGAAUGAUGAUGAUAAAGAUACUGAUAAUGGUAAUGAUUCACAAUGGUAAAUGAUGAAUAUAUAAUACUCUGCCUCUCG